This is a messenger RNA of Aspergillus piperis CBS 112811, 680 nucleotides long. RefSeq lists its product as uncharacterized. NCBI's taxonomy places the organism in Eukaryota, Fungi, Ascomycota, Eurotiomycetes, Eurotiales, Aspergillaceae. The coding region runs from base 59 to 517 and encodes 152 amino acids. The transcript has 2 exons. The record is from RefSeq and is a predicted model, not a curated record.
UUUCUAACUACUAUCAUAAAAAUAUUGUUAUUAAAUCAAGCAUUUCACAGCUUUAAAUAUGAGAUUUAACCAACCCCUUCUAGCCAUGUGUGGUAUUAUUACCUUGGCUGCAUCCGCAACUACUUCGUUUCCUGCUAAUUUUACUUUAUUAUCCACCCUUGAUAACUCAGUACUUACCACAGAUGGUUGGGGUAUCUAUGACAGCGCCCUAGAAACCAUAUUGACGUUAUCUCCCUAUAAAGGCGGCACCAUCGGAUACGGGCCCUACGGUCAGGCGCUGGCUGUGCUAGCCGAUGAGACCUCAGUUGCAUGGAUCAUUCAACUUCAGGCAGAGCCUGAGGCUAUCGACACGGUGACUGGGUGGGGAGUCUCGGAUGAUGGGUUCCUUAUGCUGAACGGAGAGCAGCUGUGGGCAUUUAAUGAGAGCUCCGCGGAGCCAAGGAGGCUGUAUUGGGCUGGUAAGGGGAAUGAGCAGGGCAUGGUCAGUACACAGCUAUUGGUGCAAAGUGUGAUGUGACUGAGACAGGGCUUGGUGCUUACUGCAAUACUUGGAGGUAUUCCACCCACUACUUGAAUGCGCGAGUACUACCAUGGGCAUAGAUGCUUCAUAACAAAAUCUUAUACGUCACAAUAUAUAAACGAGUAACGUUGAAGUAAAGAGACUAUAAUAUAGAAGAUGC